Dioscorea cayenensis subsp. rotundata (Guinea yam) is the source of this 330-nucleotide messenger RNA. Its product is annotated as cysteine proteinase inhibitor-like. The transcript is spliced from 2 exons. Bases 1 to 330 code for a protein of 109 amino acids. Lineage: Eukaryota; Viridiplantae; Streptophyta; Magnoliopsida; Dioscoreales; Dioscoreaceae. The record is from RefSeq and is a predicted model, not a curated record. Gene Ontology annotation, molecular function: cysteine-type endopeptidase inhibitor activity.
AUGGAGGAUGCACAUCUUGAGUUUAUGAAAGUAGAGGAUGAAAGCGCAAAGCCAGAAGGAGCAGGGGUGACUUAUGGCAUUACUCUAGAAGUCAAGAAUGAUAAUUUGGAACAACUUUAUCAAGCCAAAGUUUGGGAUGCUCAUCUUGAGUUUGAAAGUGUAGUGAAAUCAAAGAUAGAGCCUAUGGUUGAGGGUGUGGCUUAUUACAUAACUUUGGAGGCUAGCAAUAUAGGUCUUAAACAACUGUGUCAAGCCAAGGUUUGGGUCAAGGAAUCAACAAAUUACAAGGAACUUCUUGCAUUUGAACAAGUGGUGAAAAACUCCACCUGA